Molecule: messenger RNA, 687 nt
Organism: Homarus americanus (American lobster)
Lineage: Eukaryota; Metazoa; Arthropoda; Malacostraca; Decapoda; Nephropidae
Exons: 4
Coding region: 94-687 (197 amino acids)
Source: RefSeq, a predicted model, not a curated record
AUAUCAUGAGUUAUACAACUGUGGGUUUACUGUGAAGGGAGGGAGUGAAUGUAGCAAGUAUUUCACACAAGACAAAAUUAAAACAUUUCGGAGAUGGACGAAGGGGAGAAGAUGAAAGAAGCGAUCACAGAGGUGAAGGAAGAUCCCCAGGAGUUGAAAGAAGGGAAGGAAGUGGUCCAGGAGGAGAAAGAUGGGAAGGAAGUGGUCCAGGGGGAGAAAGAUGGGAAGGAAGGAGACCUCUCGUGGGUCAACACCUUCGAGGACCUGUUGGAGGUAGUGGGCACCAACGGCCGCUGGAAUAUCCUUAUGUUCAUCAUGUGUGUCACCUCGGUGGCGAUAUCGCCGCUACAAACUUUGUCCUACCAGUUCCUCGGGGCGACACCUGACUACUGGUGCCACAUCGCCCCCCUGGUAGAGGCCAACUGGACGGACCAACAGAUACUCUCCCUCGCCAUUCCUUACAGGAAUACAAGGAGACCGCUACACAUGAACCAUACGGCGGUCGGCAAAGUUAAAAAGAAAACUUAUGAUUUCGAGACGUGGGUUAGGACAAAUGGUGAGCAGGACAGGGGGAUGCAUGCCGGAUCGAGGAACCAAACAAAAGCAGAGAGUAGAAGGGCUGAAAAAGAGUUCCAGAGGCAGAUUGCUAGUGAGGUCAAGCCAACCCCAAAGGCUUUUUUCCGCUAA